Molecule: messenger RNA, 1094 nt
Organism: Ceutorhynchus assimilis (cabbage seed weevil)
Lineage: Eukaryota; Metazoa; Arthropoda; Insecta; Coleoptera; Curculionidae
Source: the annotation of a GenBank genome assembly
UAAAUCUAACCUCAAAAAUAAACACAUCCUCUUUUCAAAUUAUUAUUUUUCCAUUUUUCUAUUAUGAAUUCCCUAAGCCGAACGUGGGGCCCAUUAAAAUCCUUAAGCAGAUCAGCCGGCUACAUUAUCAAAAGAAAUGUAUCCUCCACUGAAGAAUAUCAAAGACAAGGCGAAAUUUUCGCCUACGAACAAAAAAAACAAACAGAAUCAGUUGGCCGAAUCGAAAAAAUCGAAGUCCGAUAUGAGGGCCAACCAGAAAACUGUAUUUUUACCAUGAACAAAAACAUAUCGACCCCCUAUGAUUGCGCCAAACAUUUGGGUGACAAAUUCCGUGAUAGAUCGGCAGUGGCCCUUUUAGAUGGGAAAACAUUAUGGCACAUGCACAAACCCCUACCUAAUUCUUGCACCCUUGAAUUACUCCACUAUCACAUUCAAAAUCCUAGUGCAGUUAACAAAGUAUUUUGGAGAACUUGCAGCUUUUUACUGGGAGCAGUGGCAUCAGAUGCAUUUAAAACAAACAUUGGACUGCAUUUGCAUAGUUUUCCAAGCCCUAGUGUUAAAUCUGGAAGUUUCAUUUACGAUAUCCAAUUAGAUUUGGAAAAUUGGCAACCCACAAAACCAGAACUCAAAGUAUUAUCUUUAGAGUUUAUUAAGUUGUGCCAGAAAGAGUUGCCUAUUGAAUGCUUAGAUGUAGACAAGGACAUGGCAUUGGAAAUAUUCAAAAACAACCCUCAUAAAACAGAGCAAAUUCCAGAUAUAGCAGCACACAAUGGGGAAAAGGUGACUCUUUUCAAAGUGGGUCCUCAUAUUGAUAUAAGUAGAGGCCCCAUGCUACCAAAUACCAAUCAUGUAGGAAGAGUUACAGUGACUAACAUCCUUAAAUUGGAUACAGACAUCAAAGGAGCUCCUGUUUAUAGAUUCCAAGGAGUGGCGUUGCCCAAAUUUAUCACCUUAAAUCAUUUUGCCUAUGGGUUGAUUGAGGAAAGAGGUAGAAUUUUGAAUUCUGGCAGAAUACCAGGUGAUUAUGAUAGUUUGAAUGAAGAUAAUAGUUUUUUAGCACAUGCUAGUCAGUAAAUAAAAAUUAAAUAAUUGUU